Molecule: messenger RNA, 1765 nt
Organism: Oryza sativa Japonica Group (Japanese rice)
Lineage: Eukaryota; Viridiplantae; Streptophyta; Magnoliopsida; Poales; Poaceae
Source: RefSeq, a predicted model, not a curated record
CCAAAAAGAAACACAAAGAAAGACACACUGAUAGCACAGCACACACUCCAACUAAUUAAUCUCUCCAAGUGAAGUGAGAGAGUGAUGGAGAUAAUCACUAGUACUGGUACUGAAAAGCUACUAGAAACCGCGCGACGACGUUUUCUGCACAAAGCGAAGGGGGAUCGAUCGAUCGGCCGCGCGAGAGAAGAACAAGAUCAUCACCUCCACUCCACUCCACUGCCACUUCACUGAUCGAGCUCACCUUUUCCUCUUUCUGCUGCUGCCGCCGACCUUUUCUCCCGCCCCCCCCCCCCCCCCCCUGUGCCUUUGAGAUCAUGGCCAAUCCACACUUGUUGUUGUUCUUUCCCUUCGUCGUCGUCGUCGCGGCCUCUGCUAUAACAACCUCCUCUUCCUCCUCCUCCUCCUGCAUCAGUGGCUACUGGCCCCAGUGCAGCUGCAGCUAGCUAGACAUGGCUCGCAAGAACAGAGAUGGGAGAGUAGCAGUGUGGUUGAUGAUGGUGUUCUUGCUACUGUCCGGAUCAUAUCAGUGUGAGGCGAGAGCUCUGAUGAGGCGAAGCAGGAGGAACACGCUGCUGAACGCGCUGUACAAGCUCAACUUCAUCAGGACGGUGGAGCCGAUGCAGCUGCCUUCUUCGUCUCCUUCUCCGGCGAAGCCGGACGGCGACGCGGCGAGCCUCGCCGACGCCACCGGCGACGGCUCGAGCUCGCCGUACUGCGUCAACCCUCCGAACGCGCCCCCGUCGUCCUCCACCCCGACAACGACACCGACGCCGACACCUCCCUUCGCCUCGACGCCGUUCGCCCCGGACGACCAGCCCCCGCCGCUGCCCCCCAUCGGCGGCUUCACGCCACCGUCGUUCGAGCCGAGCCCGCCUGCGUCGUCCACGCCUGGCUUCACCCCGAGCACGCCUGGGUCUGCCCCACCGAGCCCGAUCUUCGUCGUGCCCAGCCCUCCCGAGACCGGACCCGGCGGCGGCGGUUUAGGUGGCGGCAGCGGCGGCGAGGGCGGCGGCGGUGUAGGUGGCGGCAGUGGAGCGAGGCGGUGCGGUGGUGGUGUAGGUGGUGGGCUGGCGGCGGCGGCAGUGGCGGCGAGGGUGGUGGCGGUGGCGGCAGUAGCGGUGGAGGCGGGAGCAAUGGUGGAGGCGGGAGCAGCGGAGGAGGCGGGAACAGCGGCGGCGGGGGAGGAGGGGGAGGGUUCUUGCCGCCGAUAGUGUACCGCCGCCGCNCGCGCGNNGGCCCGGGGGCGGGGGAGGCGCUGUGGUGCGGUGCGAAGCCGACGGUGCCGGACCCGAUAAUGCAGGAGGCGAUGGACUACGCGUGCGGGUCGGGGGCGGAGUGCGGGUCGAUCCAGCCGAGCGGGGCGUGCUACACGCCCGACACCGUGCUCGCCCACGCCUCCUACGCCUUCAACAGCUACUGGCAGAUGACCAAGGCCGCCGGUGGCACCUGCGACUUCGGCGGCACCGCCACCAUCGUCACCCGUGACCCAAGCUAUGAAAAGUGCCAAUUCGACCUACUAUGAAGGAGUUGCACUGCAGAGAUGCAGCAGAACAGGCUGCAUUGCAUGUGCAUGCAGAUCGAUGUGCAAACAUUCUUUGCAAGUUUGUUGGGCAGUCAUUCCAUUUGCCUCUAGGCCACAUAGCACUGCAGAUUUUGUAACUAGCUGUUUAGCAUGAUUUUGAUCAUUAUUACACGACUAAUACUUGUGCAAAAAGGUGAUUCCUUCACAUGUGGAGUAUUAUACUAGCACUAGUCACUCCUC